GAGAUGAAUGGAGACUGGCUGCUGUGACUUCUGUCAUGGCGCAUAGAGCUGUAUGGGUGCUGUCCACGGUACUGAAGCCUUAUCCACACAAUAUCAACUGUAUUCUUCUAUAUCACCGACCUCAGACCUGUAUUAAUUAUCACCAUUAUAAUGUAAACUAUAUAUUACAAUAUGCAUUCAGUCGUCAGACUAGUGAGAGUCAUCUAUACUCCAACACAAUGUUAUAGAUAACAUUAUUUACCAUUGUUUUAACAUGACUGGCAUUGAACUUGACUGAUGCAGCUUCCACUCGAGACAUGCUCGUGUCCGUUUCACGGGACACGGUGUCCAUACGAGUGAGUGUGUGAGAACUGCUGUGAGGGAGUCGACAGGUAGAGAGAGAGAUAGAGGGAGAGAGAGAGAAACAGGGAGGGCGAGAGUGAUUGAGAGUGAGAGAGAGGGAGGGAAGGAGCGAGAGAGGGAGGAUGAUGAUGAUGCUGCCGGUGGAAAAUGGCUGCUGCAUCCUCGAGCCCAUCCGAAGCCGUGUGAAGGUGGACGGAGAAAGAUAAGAAAAUGAGAACGGCGAGCCCAAGGAGCGAACGAGAGACUGCGUGCGUGCGUAUGUGAGCGAGAGCGCGUGUGUAUGCGUGCGCGAGAGCGUGUGUGAGUGUGUGUGUCUGCGUGUAUGAGUGUGAGAACGCGCGCGCGCGCGUAUGUGUGUUCCGUAAGAAGGGAAAUAAAAAAGACGAGAGACCGGGGGGCAGCCAGCUCGAAGCGGCGGGCAACACCGAGCCAUGGAGGGCGAUGUACGUGUCCGAGCAGUGGUGAUGACACGUGACGAUUCAAGCGGUGGCUGGGUGCCCCUUGGAGGUGGCGGCCUUAGUCAUGUGGUUAUUUGUAAGGGGCGGAGCUCUGAAGGUCGUGGGCGGAGAGAGUAUGUCAUACGUGGAGAACGGCUACGCGAUCGAGCACCUGUGCUGGAAUGCGCCAUUCAAAAGGGUCUGGUCUACAACAAGGUGAACCCCAUCUUCCAUCACUGGCGUGUGGAGGAGAGGAAAUUUGGCCUGACCUUCCAGAGUCCAGCUGAUGCCAUCUCCUUCGAGAAGGGGCUUCAAAGUGUCCUUGAGAAGCUGGACAGAGGAUCUGACUCGCCAUCCUCUUCGACACCUGAAGAGGGCGACACUGAGGAUGACGGUCAAGCAUCUCAUACAGGAAGUGAGUCGUCAUCCAACAGCAGAAAAGAGAUGUUGCCUAAACCCAUUACCAUAGUGACCAGUGAGUCGUCCUCCACCUGUUUUGUGCGUUCCACAGAGGAGUUUGCGUAUGGAGCAGCGCACGGCGUCACGACGCAGACCCCAGCCCAGAUCCACACUCGACCAACCCAGCACCAGCUCACCCAAGUUACGGCCGUGCUGAACCCUCCGGCACCUCCUCCGCCACCUCCGGCUCCACCGACUCCUCCCAUAGCGCCCCCUGCUGCUUCUCCCAUCUCUCCACUUUCACCCACCAUCUCCCUGUUAGAAGAGGGGGACCUCCGCAGCCUCGACCCCUGCAAAGACCUGUGGGGAACGCGCGGCUACGAGGACUACCGACGCGCCGGUGCCGCACGGACCAAGGUGGGAGGGCUUACCGGAGGCGUAGUCGUGGGAGGCGGACCGGAUAAGACCGAGCUUUGCGUAGUCCGCUUCGAGAAAGAACUGGCUGGCGUGGGCACCACAGGCUGCGAGGUCACCGUCAUGCUGGACACCAAAGGCUCUCAGCAUCACUCCUCGCCCACUUGCAUGCCCAAUGCCGUUCCGGGGGUGCCAUCUGCCGGCGGCUCCCCACAGGAGACAGGCAAAGGGUCGCCAUCUCCCUGCUGCAUCCACACCUCACUCGCCACUCCCCGUUCUCGGACUCGCAAGCGAGGGGGCGGCGGCGGGGAGGCCAUCUCUCCCGACGACGACAGCUCCUGCCCACAGGGCUCCUCCUCCUGCUCGUCGCGCUGCGUGUACUGCCGUUCUGUUUUCAGCGCCUCCGAGAACGGACGGGGCCGCUGCCGGGAUGCUCCUGACCCGGCGCUACACUGCCUGCGCCAGUGGACGUGCGUGUGGUGCGCAGAGAGCCUGCUCUACCAUUGCAUGUCGGACUCCGAGGGCGAGUUCUGGGAGCCGUGCUCGUGCGAGGACUCGUUGGGCGGGCGGCCGCACUCGCUGUGCUGCGCUCGCUGGAUGGCGCUACUGGCGCUGUCUCUUUUCGUGCCCUGCAUGUGCUGCUACCUGCCCCUGCGCGCAUGCCUGCGCUGUGGGGAGAGAUGCGGCUGCUGCGGAGGAAAGCACAAGGCCGUGCGAUGAGGCCUGACAGGGGGGAGGGAUGCGGGGGGAGGGCUUGGAAUGCGGCCGGGGAGGGCGGGGCUUAUUGUGACAGGAAAGGGAGCACAAAGACUUUGUCGUCAUUGGAGAAACAGCUGUAGAGCCGGAUCUCCUACAUAAACCUUCCCGAUAAAAUCCCUCCCCCACCCCGUCCCCCCUCAAGGUCGUCUGCUGCAUUCCGCUCUUUCUAUUCUUUACUUGGACCCUUAAUGGUUGUACCAAUGUUGAGUGCAUGGGCAGCGUGUCACCGCACGGUUCAGGCAGACAGGCAGAGGAGAUAACUCCCGGGGGUCUGAGCUCACUGAUUGGCUGGUUUUCGGGGUCAUCUCUGGGAGGUGGGGAGUGAAUGGGGAUCAGUGACGUGUAAACUGUUUCAAUUGUUAGUUUUCUUUUUUAUUUAUGGAGAACACACGAGAUGAAAAAACAGAUGAUGUUUAUAGGUAUGGUUAUCAGACCUUUUACGAGUAUCUUAUUUUACUUGAAAUAUGGAAAGAUUUUCAAUAUUUUUUUGAAUCAAUUCCCCUUUUACCUCUAAUUUACUGAGUUUUACCUCAAUGUCCUAAGGAGAGAGAAAGAGACACUUAUUUCGGGGACUGUAUGCUGUGGUGAGGUUUUGUAAUAUGGUCUUCACUGUAGGUUUUUCCAAGCAUGUUCAGCUAGAAAACAUCUCGUGAAGGAGAUUACGAUGUCGUUUAAGUUGUUUAAAAGAACGUGAACGGAUCCCGCGCAGUCAAGGGUCACUUUCACCAAAACCAAUGUCACCACAUGCAGACACAUACAUACUCUCAUUCCUCCGUCAAGAAUCUAGUUGCAUUAACUCGCCAACAACCAAGAAUGUUGCCUAUAUUUCAAGUGUAGACCAAAAAAGUGAAAAGAUAAUCUAGACCAGAAUCUGCCGAACAUUUGCUUAGCGAAUGUAAACCGAGGCCUUGAAUUGUAGUUGUAGAUACCACCAAAAAUACAGUGCAAUGUGUAUAACACAACAGUUUUACCUGAACGGCAACAAGAAAAGUACUGUUAUAGCUUACGCUGCAUCUCAAAUUUGCUUUUGGGCUCUGAAGAGUUUCUUUCUAACCAGCGCACAACAAAUUGCGGCACUCUAUAGUUGGGGAACACUGUAAAAUAUUUGCUGUAGUUAUGCAGCUGUUUCCCAGUAAGAUGCUGUAGAUUUUAAUUUGUUAUUUACUGGCAACAGUUUGUUCAAAGUUAAACUAACAUUAAACAUUAGAAUAAAACUACAAAGUAACAGCCUUAUGCAAAGCAUUCUGGGAACCAGAAAGUUUUUCCUUCAGAUUUUGGUUCCCAGAAUGCUUUGCAUGAGGCUGUUAUGUUAAUGCUUAUUUAAAGGGGACCUAUCAUGAAAAUCUGACUUUUUCCAUGUUUAAGUGCUAUAAUUGGGUCCCCAGUGCUUCUUUCAACCUAGAAAAUGUGAAAAAGAUCAACUCAGUAACUUAGUUUUGGUAAACUAUUCUCUGCAAGCAUAUAAAAAAUAGGUCAUUGAAAUUUGGCUCCCCUUGUGAUGUCAGAAGGGGAUAAUACCACCCCUUAAUCUGCACUAUCCAACCACAGCACUGCCAUUUAGUGCAGAGAUCAACUCAUUUGCAUUUUAAAGGACACACCCAAAACGGCACAUUUUUGCUCACACAUACAAAGUGGCAAUUUUAACAU
Messenger RNA from Misgurnus anguillicaudatus (oriental weatherfish), 3998 nucleotides. It is a transcript of the gene spred3, whose product is annotated as sprouty related EVH1 domain containing 3. Gene Ontology annotation, cellular component: membrane. Gene Ontology annotation, molecular function: protein kinase binding. NCBI's taxonomy places the organism in Eukaryota, Metazoa, Chordata, Actinopteri, Cypriniformes, Cobitidae. Gene Ontology annotation, biological process: multicellular organism development; negative regulation of MAPK cascade. The record is from RefSeq and is a predicted model, not a curated record.